AUGUACUCAAUUCAGAAGUCUGCCCACUGUGGUUCAACGGGAGCAAGAAAGGAGGAUGGUGUGGAAGAUAUGACACAGCUAGAGGAGAUGCAUGAAGGAGCAGUUCUGCUUAACCUGAGGACAAGGUUCGAGAGAAACCUUAUUUAUACGUACAUAGGUAGUAUUCUGGUGUCUGUGAACCCUUACAGGAUGUACAACAUCUAUGGGACGGACUUGGUGAUGCUGUACAAGGGUUGCGCUCUGGGAGAGAACCCUCCGCAUUUGUUUGCCAUAGCAAAUGCUGCUUAUUCCAAAAUGAUGGAUGCCAAACACAACCAGGUCAUAAUAAUCAGUGGGGAGAGCGGGUCUGGAAAAACAGAGGCUACCAAACUUGUCCUUCGCUACCUAACAGCAAUACAUCACAAAUCUAAUCUUGCACAACAGAUUGAGAUACUCGAGGCAGCUCCUCUGCUGGAAUCUUUUGGAAAUGCCAAAACUGUGCGGAAUGAUAAUUCCAGUCGCUUCGGGAAAUACAUAGAGGUCUUUCUGGACGAUGGUGUGAUCAGCGGUGCCAUAACCUCUCAGUAUCUACUGGAAAAGUCCCGUAUUGUCUUUCAGGCCAAAGAUGAGAGGAACUAUCACAUCUUCUACGAGAUGCUGGCAGGUCUUCCUUUGCAGCAGAAGCAGGCUUUAUAUCUACAAGAUGCUGAAACCUACUAUUACCUCAACCAGGGAGGGAAUUGUGGGAUAACAGGAAAGAGUGAUUCAGAGGACUUCCUACGUCUUUGUUCUGCCAUGGAAAUCCUUCAUUUCACCCCAGCCGAUCAGUCGGCCAUCUUUAGAGUUCUCUCUUCCAUACUCCACCUGGGCAACGUCUACUUUCAGAGGCAUGAGGCUGAUGGCCAGGAGGUGGCCUCAGUGGUAAGUGCUCAGGAGAUCAGAGUGGUGGCAGAGCUGCUGCAGAUCUCUCCAGAGGGACUACAGAAAGCCAUCACCUACAAAGUCACAGAGACGAUGAGGGACAAAAUCUACACCCCUCUGACUGUAGAAAGUGCUGUUGAUGCCAGAGAUGCUGUUGCCAAGAUCCUGUACUCGCUGCUCUUCCAUUGGUUAACAGAAAGGAUCAACACUCAGGUGUACCCUCACCAACACACUCUCUCCAUCUCUAUCCUGGACAUUUACGGAUUUGAGGAUCUGGCCUUCAACAGCUUUGAGCAGCUUUGCAUUAAUUAUGCAAAUGAGUACCUGCAAUUCUUCUUCAACAGGAUCGUGUUCAGAGAAGAACAGGAGGAGUACAGCAGGGAACAGAUCCCGUGGCAGGACAUCACAUUUAGUGACAACCAGCCAUGCAUUGACCUCAUUGCCGCUAAGCCUCAUGGGAUAUUGAGAAUUCUGGAUGACCAGAGCUGUUUCCCUCAGGCAACAGACCACACUUUCCUCCAAAAGUGUCACUAUCACCAUGGCAACAGCCCACUCUAUGAGAAGCCAAAGAUGCCCCUCCCAGAGUUUACUCUCAAGCAUUUUGCUGGUCAAGUCACCUACCAGGUUUACAAGUUCCUUGAUAAGAACUACGAUCAGGUCCGACAGGAUGUCCUGGACUUGUUCAUUCAGAGCAAGAACAAGAUGGUGUCAAACCUCUUCCUGGUUCAUGCAGAGGUCAUGGGUCAGCAGAGAGGAGGUCACAGGAGGAAGAGCAGCACAGUCACCAGAAAAUACCAGGCUUCGACCGUCAGCAGCAAGUUCCAACAGUCACUGCUAGAACUGGUGGAGAAGAUGGAGAGGUGCAACCCUUUCUUUGUUCGCUGUAUUAAGCCAAAUAAUAUGAAGCAACCAGGUGUGUUCGAGGGUGACCUGGUCAGCAGCCAGCUACGACACUCUGGUGUCCUGGAGACCAUUAGGAUCCGAAGGGAGGGAUAUCCAAUCAGAAUGCCAUUUUUUGCCUUCCUGUUCAGGUAUAAGUCCUUGGUGGGGAUACAGCAGCUCCCAGCAGCAACUGCAGAGAACUGUGUGAUAUUGCUCAGCAAACUCUGUCCACUCCGUCCAGGAAUUUUCCAUGUUGGAGUCACAAAGCUGUUUCUAAAGGAGGACAUCUACCAGUUGUUGGAGUGUAAACGAGAACGAUCCCGACAGCUUGCUGCUCUCACCCUGCAGCGUUACACUCGCAUGUUCUUCGUCAGGAAACGCUACGUUGAGUUCCGCAUGAGAAUCAUCAGAUUUCAGGCACAUUGCAGAGGCUUUAUUGUUAGGAAGCAGUAUGUGAAAAUGAGGAAGUGUCUGGUCCAAUUUCGCUCUCUUGUCCACAUGUAUGUCAACCGCAAACAGUACAUCAAGAGGAAGUUUGAAGCUCGAAGGCGAGUUGAAGAGGAGAUAAGGAGGAGAGAGAUGGAGCUGACGAAGAGGGAGGUGGUUAAUGUCACACACUUGGUGAUUCCUGCAGAACUGGGUGCUUUGCUGCAGACAGCAGGAGUCAGGAGGGAGCUGCACUCAGACUGUCUGGCUCUGCUUCAGGCUCCUCACAUCCAGGAAGAGGCUCAGCUCCCUCUGCCCCUGGACAUUAAUAACUACCCGUUCUACCGCUAUGUUCAGAUCCACUUCAGGGAACCAAAGUUUGGGAUGCUGAUGGCCCCUCUGGAGUCACCUCUGACCCGGGUGGAGGAGGACCUGAAAGGAGAGGCUCUGGAGCUUUUCAUCAUGGGGCUUGUUGUCUCCGGGUUACGAGAUGAGAUCCUGGCUCAAGUUGUCAAUCAGGUGUGGAGGAACAUUAACAUAGACAACGCGAGAGGCUGGCUAUUGCUGCUGGAUGCGUUUGCAGUUUCUCCAUCACCCAAGAUGGACAAAUACCUGCUCAAGUUUGUGUCAGCAAGCCCUGCUGGUUGUCAGGCAUUGCUGCAACACAGACUCAUCCAAGGCAGCAGAAGAUGCAGUAGGCUCAGGCUCAGCCCUGAGACUGCACGGACCUAUCCACUGUCACUGCUGGAGUGGACAGCCAAUAGGAAGAAGGAUAUGGUGUUGCAUGUGCACUGCUUUGAUGGAAAACACAAAAUUUUAAACCCAUUUUUGUCAAAAACGAUAGACAAUGGGUUAGACCACACUGCUUCCAAACCCUUCAUAUAUUGUAUGUACAUAUACAUAUAUGUGUGUGUUUCUGUGUUGCAGGCCCAGCAGAUGACCAUGCAGGCCAUUGCAAUCCAGCAGCAGAUGUUAUCAUCUUUCCCUCCUGUUGCUCCAGCCCCUCAGUCACCCCCCUCACAUCAUCACACACACUCAGCACAACGCUCACACACACCCAGUCCUACUAAAGAUAGCGAGGAGUCAUCACACAGGUCCGGCUCUGCUUCUAUUCACCGCCAAGCAAGUCCAACACGUGGCCCCCCUUCUGAGGAUGUGAUCCGAUCCAGUGUGAGUAACACUGAGCGGAUUGAGCCCAGCCACGACAUUAAAGACAUCAUCAAACAGCAUCAACCUGCUGCAGGCACCACAUCCUCUUCUGGAUCUCCCACACAAAAGAGAAGUGACGGAAAGAUGUUUGCAAAGAAGCCAGAUCCUCAUGAUGAAGCUAUGGAGAUCCUUAAAGAUCAGAUGGCAAACCCACCACAACCGACUCAGAGAAAGCCUCAGUCAUCCCAACUUAAAGAAGAUGGAGGAGUAAAGGUUACCAAGACAACCAAGUCUCGUGCUGCAGGGCUAACCAGCUCCAACAUAAGCCCUGCCCCUCCCCCAGUCUCUAGAGAUUUGCCAGUCGAGGAGGAGAUCAUUCAGACUCAACUGCACAGCAGAACCAGCGAUGAAUAUUACACUUAUUCCAAUGUUCCAUGGAAACUCUACAUGAGGAAAGAGGUUUUCUAUCCCAAAGAAACCUUCAACAAUCCACUGGUCCUGGACUUGAUCUUCAGACAGGUUGUACAUGACACCUUCUCUGAGGCUUGUGUCCGUAUCACCCAGGAGGAGAGACAGAAGAUGAAAGCUCUGUUUGUGGAGAACAAAGUGGAUCAAAUUUCAGAAACACAUGAUGAAAACAUAAAGAAGAAAGUGGUGUCCAUGGCCAGAGACUCAUGGGAGAUUUACUUCUCCCGCCUCUUCCCAGCCUCGGGCAGUGUGGGGACAGGAGUGCAGGUGUUGUCUGUGUCUCAUAAAGGUAUUAAACUGCUGAAGAUGGUGAAGAGUAGCUCUACAGCUUCAGACUACUUCAGAGUGUUGAGGCCUUACAGCUACUCGGACAUCCUGUUUGUGUCUAUUCCAUCUAAGAACAUGCUGGAGUUCAACCUGACCAAUGAGAAGCUGAUCCUGUUCUCUGCCAAGGCCCCGCAGGUCAAACAUAUGAUCGACUACUUCCUCACAGAGCUCAAGAAGGACUCAGAGUAUGUGGUGGCGGUGAGGAAUUACAUCACAGAGGACAGAACUCUGCUCAACUUCCACAAAGGGGACAUCAUCAAAGUGCAGCACAUGGAUGGACUGGAAGCCAGCAGACGUUAUGGCUGCAUUGUUAGGAAGAAGGUUGUGCUUCUGGAGGAGCUAAAGAGAGACACUCCGGAGUUUGGCUGGCGGUUCGGGGCCGUGUAUGGAAAGUCAGGGGUGUUUCCCAGCGAGUACGUUCGUCCUGUGGCUGCUCCAGACUUCCUGGUUCUGCCUGCUGAUCGCCUGGAGCCUCGAGACCGGCAGGGACGGGUUGCUGCCUCAGCAGCUGUUGCCGUAGCGAUGGGCUCAGCUGCAGCUGCUCAUGAGCUCGACCUCUCCACUGAGGUAGUAAAUGAGAUGUAUGGGGACAGCCUGAGCGUUGAAAUGAACGAUCCGCCUCUGCUCAGCAGCCAGUACCAAAUGUCUGAGUUUUCCAAGAAGUACUUCAGGGAAGCACAGAAGAACAGGAGUGAUCAGAAAGCCAAAAAGGGGAAGGAGGGCAGGGACCCUGUUGACAUGGUCAAAUUCUCCAAGGCUCCAAUCCAGGAGUCUCUGAUUGACUUCUCAGACAGCAGGAUGAACAGAGUGGCUGCUGACAUCUUCUUAGCUGUAAUGAAGUUUAUGGGAGAUUUCCCACUGAAAGGCCUAACUGAACAGGACCUUGUCACCUCUAUUUUGAGGCUAAGUGGCGAACACGGCCUGAUGAAAGAUGAAGCCUACUGCCAAGUGAUGAAGCAAGUGACUGCCAAUACCAGCUCCAAACAGGACAGUUGUCAGAGAGGAUGGAGGCUGAUGUACAUCCUCACAGCUUUCCAUCGCUGCUCUGAUGUCAUGAAGCCAUUUCUACUAAAGUUUCUGCAGGAUACCAGUGACAGUCCUGGGCAGCAGUAUCAAGGUAUCGCCAAGGCAUGUGAGCAGAAUCUGAGGAGGACAUUUCAAUAUGGUGGCCGUGUGCAGUAUCCCAACAGCAUGGAGCUGAAAGCUAUGCUGGCUGGGCGGAGCUCCAAGAGGCAGCUGUUCCUGCUCCCAGGUGGGAUUGAGCGGCAUUUGAAAAUCAAGACCUGCUCUGUUGCUUUGGAUGUGAUUGAGGAGCUAUGCCAAGAAAUGGAACUGCACAGGUUGGAGGCGUUGGAUGAAUAUGCUGUCUUUUUGGUCACACACAGAGGUCAGAAUGUGCGUCCCUUGAACAAGCGUGAGUACAUCCUGGACAUUGCUACAGAAGCAGAGCCGGUGGACGCCAACUACAGUCUUUGGUUUAGAAGAGUCAUAUGGAGUUUGGCUCUCAAGCUUGACAAUGAGCUCUAUGUCACCAUGCACUACAACCAGGUGUUGCCAGACUACCUGAAAGCUUUGCUAAGUGUGGUUCCUCAGGGUAAGGCCAGCGAACAGCAUCUACAGCAGCUCGCCAGGCUGGCUGCCCUACAGCACCGUGCCAAGGACACCAUCUACCUGCCCACCAUCCGCGAGGUGCAGGAGAGUGUCCCCCCGCAGUUCUACAGCAAACAGGGUUCACAGCAUUGGCUGAACAUGACAACUCAACACAUGCAGCAGGUCCAGCCCUUAAACCCACACCAGGCCCGUGCACAGUUUCUGGGUCUGGUCAGUGCCUUCCCCAUGUUCGGCUCCUCUUUCUUCUACAUCCAGAGUUCCAGCUCUGUCUCUAUUCAGGCCCCCUGCAUCCUGGCUGUUAAUCUGAACGGACUCCAUUUUCUUAACAAGGAUACUCAUGAGGCCAUGAUGCGUUUCCCUCUGAAGGAGGUUCAGUCAACUCGCACCCAGAGACCAACUUCAGGCUCCAGCUACCCAUAUGUGGACAUCAUGAUAGGAGACCUGCUCAACCAGCACAUCACUCAGCUGCAGCUGGAACAGGGACUGGAGCUGUGUCGAGUCAUUGCCAUGCACAUGGAGAACAUGUUGUCAGUCCGAGAAAAGAGACUCACUUUGCCACCGAGCGAAAUCACCCUGCUAUAGCACAGAGAUGCAGACUCAUGCACAUAGAAAUCACAGUUUAGGCCUUAUAAAUGUACUCUAGCUACCUCUAUUUGUAAAAUGGAAUAUUUUGAUAUACAAAGGCAAUGUUCAUGUGAAGUGAUGAAUGAAUGGUAAGGAUGCUGAUAACAGGUGGGUCAAUUGGGCUUAAAAUUACAUAAAUAUUUUUCAUAAUCAAUCCAUUUCUUGAUAGUACUACGGUUGCAGUUUACAGAUAAAUGUCAAUGUCUCUUUUAUUGCAGUGUUAGUAGAAACAGUCAGAUUUAACUAAAAUAAUGUUUAUAGUUUGACAUUCUUAUCCAGAACUAUUUAAGGUCUUGUCCACCGUGGCAACUUGCUAAUACAGCAGCUAAAAAGGGACACUUUAAGGUCUCCUUCAUUAUACAUCCCCUACUUCAGAAAAAUAGUAUGAUUUAAUUAACUUUGACCCGAGGGCAACAUUAAUUUAAAACAGAUGUGGCCUUGCAUGAAACACAGGUAGGAAAUCCUACUGUAGCUGGUGCCACCAACUGUUUCCCAGACACAGAACUGUGCAUAAUAAUAAAAAAACAAUCAUACUGCUGUAACCUCACUUUACUCUUAACAAUAAUGAAUGCUUGCAAUUUGGUAUGAUAAAUCCUUUUUCAUUAGACAUGCAAAGAUAGUAUCCAUAAAUUAUUUAUGAAUUCAUGUUUUUUUUCCCCUUUUCAGCUUUCAUUUCCAUGUAAAAUGAAAACAAGAGAGGACACCCACUAACUGAAUACAUCUUUUAUUCACCCCUUUGCCAUAAAAUUAAAGGCAAAGUCCCCCAUAGGGAAAGAUAUUGCAGCACAUAAAGUUGAAUGUCACAUCAUUGAACAGUUUGCAUGCAAGUUAAAUUAUUUAUUUAUAUAAUACAUAUUUUUUCGUAAAUAGCUGUGAUACAUAGCUUAAUGCAUGUGAAUAAUGUUGUACAUUAAAAUUUGUAUUAUACUAUA
Molecule: messenger RNA, 7319 nt
Organism: Acanthochromis polyacanthus (spiny chromis)
Lineage: Eukaryota; Metazoa; Chordata; Actinopteri; Pomacentridae
Gene: myo15aa
Product: myosin XVAa
Cellular component (GO): cytoskeleton; myosin complex
Molecular function (GO): cytoskeletal motor activity; protein binding; ATP binding
Source: RefSeq, a predicted model, not a curated record